Molecule: messenger RNA, 1623 nt
Organism: Leptinotarsa decemlineata (Colorado potato beetle)
Lineage: Eukaryota; Metazoa; Arthropoda; Insecta; Coleoptera; Chrysomelidae
Gene: PAN2
Product: PAN2-PAN3 deadenylation complex catalytic subunit PAN2
Biological process (GO): mRNA processing; nuclear-transcribed mRNA poly(A) tail shortening
Cellular component (GO): PAN complex; P-body
Molecular function (GO): poly(A)-specific ribonuclease activity; nucleic acid binding; protein binding
Source: RefSeq, a predicted model, not a curated record
CACAUCAAGUGUCACUUCUGUUAGUGUCAGAUUGGACGUCAUUACUUUCACUACUUUACUACUCGCUCCUCACACCGCAAAUCGCCACUUUUUCUAUGAUCGCCACUACCGCAAAACUUCUAUAAGACGGUGUCAGACAGAGAUAGUGGCGGUUUGCUACUUGCAGCUGUUCUAAACCCUUCAUUCUUGAAAAAAGUAACAAGUGUACAAUGUGUAGUUUUUUGAUCUCUAAAUAAAAAUAAAUUUUGUCAUGUAUUUCGACAAUACUGGGCUCGCGGUGGUGGCCCCUCAAGAAAAUCCAGGUCUGGUGGGAUUAGAAGGAGAAUAUGUUCAAACCCAUUGUAUUUUAGCAGACGGGGGAGAUAGAUUUGGAGUGUCGGCCUUAGCAUUCGAUAAACAUGAAGAGCUACUAUGGAUGGGAAAUCAAGGAGGUCAUGUUACAUCAUACAUUGCACCAGCAAUGCCCAAAUAUACUUCAUUCCAAAUACAUGCAACAGAGGAUGUGAGACAGAUUCUACCAAUUGAUGAGGGAAUAUUAGUUUUGACAGCAAGUACUCUGCGAUAUCAGAUUCGAAGGGGAAUACCUAUUUAUACGCACACACUGAUGUAGGUGAGGGAUGUGUGAUGCUUAGGCCACACAGUAGAUUUGUGUGUGCGGGUAAUCCCCUAGGUCGGAUAGAUUUGAGAGAUCCCAACAGCCUUAAAGUGGAACACAGUAUUGAAGCACAUACAGGAAGCCUGAGCGAUUUCGAUGUACAAGGAAAUCUUCUUGUCACUUGUGGUUUCAGUAAACGUCACAACAAUUUGGCAGUCGAUAGAUUUUUGAUGGUAUAUGACUUGAGGAUGCUCAGAGCUGUGUCACCAAUGCAAACAGUGAUAGACCCAUUCUUCUUGAAAUUUAUACCUUCCAUAUCUUCCAGAUUAGCUGUUGUUUCAAUGUUGGGCCAAAUACAGUUACUCGACACCAUUGCACUGGCUGAACCUCAUCUUUGUCUCUUACAAAUGGAAAAUCCUGGAGCCCUGUGUCUUACUUUCGACAUAUCAACAAAUGGUCAAGCUAUGGCUUGUGGAGACAACACAGGCCAUAUUCAUGUAUUCUCUACUGGAGCAGAACCUGUUGUCAAUACCUACUCGAGACCUUGUGAAAUGCCUGAUGCUCCAACAUCUUAUCCUAGUUUUGGCAUUGAAGACUACAAUACACCUUUGUCAGUCAUUCCUAUGCCAAUAGUUCCUGCUGAGAUACAGCUAGCUUCUUACUGGCCACCACAUCUUACUCAAAAAGUUUAUAGACAUUCAGCGGGCAUUGAUCCUGAGAUUCUGCGCACAAUGAAAAUGCAGGGUCCUAUUGGCUAUGCCCCAAACCCCAAAACAACUAGGAGAAAUCAAGUACCCUAUCACUUUGUCCAAAAUGGUUACACUUCACCUUUUGCUGCUAAUGCUAAAAGUCCUAAACACCACGAAGAUAAUGGUUCAUUCAUAGCCAUUCCGAAACGAUAUAGAAAAAUUGAUUUAAGGUACAAUAAGUUGGGAACAGAUGAUUUCCAGUUCGAUCAUUACAAUAGAAGUGGUUUUUCUGGUCUGGAAGCUACCUUGCCGAAUGCUUACUGUAACGCUAUGAUACAG